This is a messenger RNA of Colletotrichum costaricense, 645 nucleotides long. RefSeq lists its product as uncharacterized. The coding region runs from base 1 to 645 and encodes 214 amino acids. The transcript has 2 exons. The record is from RefSeq and is a predicted model, not a curated record. NCBI's taxonomy places the organism in Eukaryota, Fungi, Ascomycota, Sordariomycetes, Glomerellales, Glomerellaceae. Gene Ontology annotation, molecular function: RNA binding; RNA nuclease activity.
AUGGGCAUCUUCUCCCGCGUCAGUCGCUCCUCUACGUCCAUGUCUUCCGGUUCCGAGACUGCGACGCUCGAGAACAGGGUAGCAGCCCUGUCGUUGACGACCCAGAAGAGGGCAGCACCUCAGCCUGGUAGCAAAAUCCAGACCGUAAUGACGGACCGCCCUGCGCAGCAGUAUGCCGGCGAGCCGUCUGAGUCGGGCGUUCCGGACUUCACCAGAACGGGCUCCUUUUACCAAGGAUCCUCGUCUCACGACCCUAACCAGAGAUACUACCAAGCGUCUGAUGUGCGUCGUCAAGUUCGCGAAGCACCUGCAGGGCUAGCAGCGCAGCGCCACUAUCCGAGGGUGUAUCACAACCAGCCUCCCCUGCCUCUCUCUUCUGCUCCCCCUUACCGGGAGUUUCCUAUUGUUCCGAGCCCACAAGAUGGGUCAAGGCCAAAGAACUUCACUCGUAGUGACCCAACACCCGGACCUGUUCGCGCCUUUUACAAUGAAAACGACCGGAGCACAUUCGACGUCGGAUACAAAGAUGUGACCCUUGCACCGAGAGGCCCGCGAAACGGCAGGCAGCAUGGAAACUCCAACUUCAGUUUGGCAACGUAUCAUCCGGCGCCCACACACGUUGACUGCAGUUCUGUGAAGCGUUAG